AUGGCACCAAUGAAGAUCCUCAUCAGCGGCGCAGGUAUCACCGGCAAUACUCUCGCUUUCUGGCUCUCCAAGCUAGGCCACAACGUCACAAUCGUCGAGCGUUCUCCUUUCCUUCGGGCCUCGGGGCUCCAAAUCGAUCUACGCAACCACGGAAUCGAAGUCAUGAAGCGUAUGGGUCUCGAACAGGCCUUUAAGGCCCAUUCCAUCCCAGAGCACGGCAUGCAGUUUGUCAACAAAGCGGGUAACCGGCAAGCCUAUUUCCCAGCCAACGAUUCUACAAAUGUCAGUCUGGGCUUUAGUACCAACUUCGAGAUCAUGAGAGGCGAUCUGUGUCAAAUCAUCUAUGAUGUAACAAAAAGCCGGGCCAACUAUAUCUUCGGCACAUCAAUUGAGAGCUUCGAGGAAAACGACAAGGAAAAAGCGAUCAACGUUCGAUUUGCAAAUGCCACCGAAUGCCGUUUCGACCUCUUGAUUGGCGCCGAUGGCCUAGGGUCGCGUGCUCGAAAUUUGAUGCUCGGAAACGAAGCCCCCGAUGCAUUCCAUCCCCUCAACGGUCGCUAUGUCGGAUAUUUUACCUUACCUCAGCCAAUCAAAGAUGGGGAAGGGUAUAUCGCUACAGUGUACAGGGCACCCGGAGGACGAGGUAUCAUGACUCGAAGACACAAUGCGCACGAGAUCCAGGCAUAUAUUGGCGUGCAGGCAGAUUCAGAACAGCUCAAGAAACGUUUGCAGGGUAAUGUUGUGGAGCAAAAGGAAGUGUUGAAAGAGAUGCUUCAAGGGGCGGGGUGGAAAACGGAUGAGAUCUUGGAAGCUCUCAAAGAUGCUGACAACUUCUACUGUGAGCGUAUGGGCCUUGUAAAGUUGGCUUGUUGGUCUCGCGGUCGUGUCACGCUCGCUGGAGAUGCUGCUUAUUGUCCGUCAGCAAUGACAGGAAUGGGUACCACUUCUGGGAUUGUUGGUGCCUAUGUCUUGGCUGGGGAGAUUGGGAGGCACUGUGAUGGAUCUUCUGAGAAGGAGUCUACGACAGACCCUGUUCUGGCUGCGCUCCAGGCGUAUGAACAGAAGUUUCGCCCUUUUGUUAGCCAGGUGCAGGAGGGUGUUUCCGAUGACGGAGGGCUUUGGGAUAGGAUUUCGGCCACGGUAUUCGGUAUUGCUCUCACGAACCAUCUUAUGAGAAUUGCCGCGUUUUUGAGACUGGAUCUUCUCAGUAGGUUCUCUUCGAAUCCUGUCAAGGACUGGAAACUUCCGAUAUAUGAAGAGUUGCUCCGGGAUUAG
This is a messenger RNA of Penicillium verrucosum, 1275 nucleotides long. Its product is annotated as putative FAD-binding monooxygenase. The coding region runs from base 1 to 1275 and encodes 424 amino acids. The record is from RefSeq and is a predicted model, not a curated record. The transcript has a single exon. Gene Ontology annotation, molecular function: FAD binding. NCBI's taxonomy places the organism in Eukaryota, Fungi, Ascomycota, Eurotiomycetes, Eurotiales, Aspergillaceae.